AUGGCAAAAUCUCAGGAGUGGGAAACGACAGAUGUCUUGAUCUGCGGAUGCGGACCAACGGGUGCCAUGUUAUCGGGGUAUUUGGGCAAACUCGGAGUUCGAAAUAUUGUUCUCGAGAAGGAACCUGACAUCACGACUGAUCCGCGGGGAAUUGCUCUCGAUGAUGAUGGGAUUCGAUUCUUGCAGGGGCUUGGAUUGUACGAGCAUGUUUUUACUAAAAUGGGAUCGAAUAUGCCUAAGAGCGAAGGAAAUACAGGUCACGUCGGAGUCCUUGCUCAUAAGCAACCAAUUCUCGAGAAAUAUCUCCGUAUUGCCAUGAAAAAAGCUGCCGAAUGCGAGCUACGAUGUAGCUGCGAGUUGACAUCUAUUUCCGAAGACAAGGACUGGGUAUAUGCUACAUACAAAGAUGUCUCGGGCACGGAGCGCAAGAUACGCGCCAAGUUCCUCGCUGCGGCGGAUGGCAAAACUGGAUAUACGCGGAAGAUGUACCUGGAACCCAAGGGAGUUGAACUGAACUGGGCUGAACAAACAAAGUAUCAAGAAACCUGGGUCGCAUUGAAUUGGCAUCUACAUCUCCCAACGCCAAAGACACACCCUACAUUCCCAUUAUGGGAUCUCGGAUACACCCCAGAGCAGGUCUACGAUCUAUUCUUCCCCAACGACUUUCGGUUCCUUUGUAAUCCCGUUCGACCCGCGGUCUGUGGACGGUUCGGUCGUCCGGAGGAUCGAUUGUGGCGGUUUGAAUUUGUGAUUAUGCCUGGUGAGGAGGAGAUGGAGAUGGCUGGGCAGGAGAAAGUGCGUGAGGUGGUUUAUCCUUAUUUGACGCAUCCUGGGAGUCGAUAUGGAUUGAAAGAGGAUGUUGAGUUUCCUGAGGACUGUAUCGAAGUCCUACGAUCAAGACCUUUUCGAUUUUCUGCUCGAAGCUGCAAUAAAUGGGCGCUCGACAGGGUGAUUCUCUGCGGUGACGCAGCCCAUGUCUUUCCACCAUUCGGAGGACAAGGCAUCACAUCCGGAUUCCGAGACGCCAUCUCUCUAGCCUGGCGUCUCUCCAUCGCUUGUUCGUCUAACCGCCAACUCGACUACGAGCACCUUUUCAAAGGAUGGUACCUCGAACGAAAGCAACAACUGGACAAAUCUCUCGCCUCAACCGUCCACAACGGCGAUCUCGUCAAUGGAAGUAGUUUCAUGCACCUCUUCAUCCGCAACUGGGGUCUCUGGUUCCUCCAACUCAUUCCUAGCUGGAAGCAUUGGCUCGAACGAGGUCCUCGUGGCGAAGGUCCAACGCAGUACAUCCACUCCCCAGGCAUGCCAUUCAUACCCGAGUAUAACGGUGGCCUGUACUUCCCUCAGACAUAUUGCAUUUCUUUACAAAAGAAUGCCGAGGUGCAAUUCACCGACGAUGUGAUCUUCGCCGAAAAAAGAUCCCAUUCCAGAUCGUGGUACUCCUGA
Messenger RNA from Penicillium subrubescens, 1449 nucleotides. RefSeq names its product monooxygenase. NCBI's taxonomy places the organism in Eukaryota, Fungi, Ascomycota, Eurotiomycetes, Eurotiales, Aspergillaceae. Gene Ontology annotation, molecular function: FAD binding. The record is from RefSeq and is a predicted model, not a curated record. The transcript has 6 exons. The coding region runs from base 1 to 1449 and encodes 482 amino acids.